Spodoptera litura is the source of this 667-nucleotide messenger RNA. RefSeq names its product general odorant-binding protein 68. The record is from RefSeq and is a predicted model, not a curated record. Gene Ontology annotation, molecular function: odorant binding. NCBI's taxonomy places the organism in Eukaryota, Metazoa, Arthropoda, Insecta, Lepidoptera, Noctuidae.
AGUCUUAUAUUUAUUGUACUUUUUUCCAAAACAGUCUUCUUUACGCUUCUGUCCUAGACUGACGUGUAUCGAAAUGUAUAAAUUUGUUAUUUUGUGCUCUAUUUUUGUUGCUGCAUCCAAUGCAGAUGUUGCACAAACUCUAACUAAAAGAGAAACUAAAGCUUCUCUGAAACCACUAUCAGUAUGCUGCGAUAUUCCAGAAUUGGCUGAUGAAUUUCAAUUGGCGAAAUGUUCACCUAGACCGCCUGGACCGUGUGAAGAUGUCCAAUGCAUCUUCGAAGUGUCAGGCUUCUUGACAGACCGGAAUACAUUGAACAAGGCCGCAUAUAGAAGCCAUUUGCAGAAAUGGGAGAAGAAUCAUCCUGGCUGGACUGAUUCCAUUUACAAAGCUAUCACUGAUUGUGUGGACAAUGACCCUAGACAGCACCUCGAAGUUCCUUGUAAAGCCUAUGAUGUAUUUACUUGCACUGGUAUCGCUAUGUUGAAGAAAUGUCCGGACACAGCGUGGAAGUGCUAGAACUUAAUUUGAGACACUGAGUUACUAUUUUUCAUCAAGUUUUUAACCAUCACCAAGAUAAAAAUUAUUUUAUUUUAUAUGCAUCUAAUAAAAAUACCCUAUGCUCGUAUUAUUUGAUACUGUCAAAUUAUAUAUAGGCUUAAAUCUUAA